GUGGCCUGCGGUCUCCGGCCCGUAGCGCCGCUCUCGGUGGAGCGGACUGGUUGUGUGGAACCACGCGAAUCGCGGGCGCUUGCCGCCAGCCAGAGCUCAGCUUAGCGCCUCUGAGGCCGUCCGCCCCGAGCCUCCGCCAUGGACUUCGAGGACGAUUACACACACUCUGCUUGCAGGAAUACGUAUCAGGGCUUUAAUGGAAUGGAUCGUGAUUAUGGCCCUGGAUCUUAUGGAGGGAUGGAUCGUGACUAUGGCCAUGGAUCCUAUGGGGGUCAGAGAUCCAUGGAUUCCUACCUAAACCAGUCAUAUGGCAUGGACAAUCACAGUGGUGGUGGUGGGGGUAGCAGGUUUGGACCUUAUGAGUCUUACGACUCCAGGUCUUCUCUGGGUGGGCGAGAUCUGUACAGAUCUGGCUAUGGUUUUAAUGAACCCGAACAAAGCCGCUUCGGAGGUAGUUAUGGUGGUCGAUUUGAGAGCUCCUACCGGAAUAGCCUUGACUCUUUCGGAGGUAGAAACCAGGGCGGGUCUAGCUGGGAAGCACCUUACUCCCGUUCAAAAUUGAGGCCUGGGUUUAUGGAGGACAGAGGAAGAGAGAAUUACUCUUCCUACAGCAGUUUUUCUUCACCCCAUAUGAAGCCUGCACCUGUAGGCUCUCGGGGGAGAGGAACGCCUGCUUAUCCUGAAAGUACGUUUGGAAGCAGAAACUAUGAUGCUUUUGGAGGACCAUCAACAGGCAGAGGCCGAGGCCGAGGACAUAUGGGUGAUUUUGGAAAUAUUCAUAGACCCGGAAUUGUUGUUGACUAUCAAAACAAACCCACCAAUGUGACAGUUGCUGCUGCAAGAGGAAUAAAGAGAAAAAUGAUGCAGCCAUUUAAUAAGCCCGGUGGAACCUUUAUCAAGAAACCCAAGCUAGCCAAACCUAUGGAAAAGAUGAACCUCAGCAAAUCACCAACAAAAACUGAUCCUAAAAAUGAAGAGGAAGAAAAGCGACGGAUUGAGGCUCGGAGGGAGAAACAAAGACGCAGAAGAGAAAAAAACAGUGAAAAGUAUGGAGAUGGAUACAGAAUGGCUUUUACAUGUUCAUUUUGUAAAUUUCGAACGUUUGAAGAAAAAGAUAUUGAACUACAUCUGGAAAGUUCUGCACACCAGGAGACAUUAGAUCAUAUUCAGAAACAAACCAAAUUUGAUAAAGUAGUCAUGGAAUUUUUGCAUGAAUGUAUGGUAAAUAAAUUCAAGAAAACAUCUCUCCGUAAACAACAGGCAAAUAAUCAACCAGAAAUAGUCAAAAUAAUUGAAAAAGAUGUUAUGGAAGGUGUUACUGCAGAUGAUCACAUGAUGAAAGUGGAGACUGUUCACUGCAGUGCUUGCAGUGUGUAUAUUCCUGCUUUACAUAGUACAGUUCAGCAGCACUUAAAGUCUCCUGAUCAUAUUAAAGGGAAACAGGUUUAUAAGGAACAAAUAAAAAGAGAGAGUGUCUUGACUGCUACUAGCAUUUUAAAUAAUCCAAUAGUGAAGGCACGAUAUGAACGUUUUGUUAAGGGUGAGAAUCCUUUUGAAAUUCAAGAUCAUUCUCAGGAUCAACAAACAGAAGGAGACGAAGAAGAUGAAGAAAAGAUUGAUGAACCUGUUGAGGAAGAUGAAGAGGAGGAAGAAGUAGAGGAAGGGGGGGAAGCCGAGGAAGUGGAAGAAGCAGAGGAUGCAGGAGAAGUUGAAACAGUAGAGGGAGAGGGGGACAUAGAGGGAGUAGAAGAAGUCGGGGCAGUGGGGGAAGUCGGGGCAGUGGGGGGAGCUGAGCCAGUGGGGGACGUAGAGGGAGGGGAAGAAAUAGAGGGAAGGGGAGAAGUAGAGGGAGUAGAGGAAGAAGCAAAGGAAGAGCCUGUUGAUGUCCCCGUUGAGCAACCUGAAGAAAAUUAAAUAUAAGGCAUUAGAUUUAAAGAGAGCUUUAAAUUUCUGUACUAAUAUGGGAAAGGGUAAGAAUUUAAUAGCUUAAAAUAUGAGUUAAUAUUCAUGUUGCAUGCAUUCCACACAUUAAAAUUUGUUUUAUAUAAUUUCUAAAUGUUUGACAUUUGUUUAAUAAAAUGAAGGUAAGACUAUUUUAGUUUAGUUUUUAUAGCUCCAAACAGAUCUGAUAAAUUGUUUGUAUAAUUUUUAAGUUUAAAUUUUGUUACUUUAUUGCUGUUAAGGAUGACAGAUGUGUAUUGUUAGUGUAUCUAUUCUAAUCAUUUGAACUUAAAAGCUGCUCUUGGGAGUGAAUAUUCAAGUGUGCAUUAAUUUUUUGAAUACUUACCCUAGAAGAGAUACAUUGGGCAAGUAUUUUGUGCUCUGAUUGUGUAUUUUUUUACUGCAUUGGACAUUGAAUAGUAAUUUGGGUUAAGAUACGCUUAAAGGCUUUUGUGACCAUGUUUCCCUUUGUAGCAAUAAAAUGUUUUUUACAAAAACUUUCUCCCUGCAUUAGCAAUUUAAAUGAAAUAGUUCACCAAUUAAAUGAGUAUUUACAAAUCAA
Lepus europaeus (European hare) is the source of this 2503-nucleotide messenger RNA. RefSeq names its product zinc finger protein 326 (gene ZNF326). The coding region runs from base 139 to 1914 and encodes 591 amino acids. Gene Ontology annotation, biological process: regulation of DNA-templated transcription elongation. Gene Ontology annotation, molecular function: DNA binding. NCBI's taxonomy places the organism in Eukaryota, Metazoa, Chordata, Mammalia, Lagomorpha, Leporidae. The transcript is spliced from 12 exons. The record is from RefSeq and is a predicted model, not a curated record. Gene Ontology annotation, cellular component: nucleus; DBIRD complex.